AUGAACCACCAUCUGCCCCCGCUGCCUCACGGGCAACCACCCGUGCCGCCCCCUCGCCGGCAGCAUGAUAUGCCAUAUGCUUCUGCGCCGCCUGCUAUGCGCUCUUCUCCAGCCUAUAUGGGCUACCAUCACCCUCAUUCCCAUGCGACCGGCCCUCUUCCUCCAUACGCGCCGCACCAGUAUCAGCAGCAAUGGUAUCCUUAUCAACAGAUGCCACAACCUCCGCCACCUCCACCGUACCAAUCAUAUAGCCCUUUGAUCGUUUCCUCUUACCCUCGUUCACAGCAUAUCGCGCCCGGUCCUCCGUCCUUCCCUUUACAAACACCGCCAACCUCGUCAACACCUCAACAUUCCUCCUUCACUUCCACGCCACCCCCUGCAGCACCCACUUCCACCACGUCAGAUUUGCAAGAAGAUGUUUCUUCAGCAAGACAAGGAGAGGCUCAGCCAACGAAAGUAGAUGAAACUUUGACAUCUCCCGUUGCUGUGCGGACUCCCAGUUCAGUGAUCCCCCAAGCCCCAACCAACGAAUCCUUGAAGGAUCAAGCAGUUGCUAGAGAGCCGUUUCAGCCACCGCUUCCUUGGUUAUCAGUUCCCGAGGUUCCGUUCCCUCAACGAUCGUCAAGACGACGUCGAAAACCCAGAGUGACAACGCAAUCUGUGGCUCUUUCAUUCAAAGCCAACGACGCGACCAAUGAACCCCCUAAGACCACCAGUGAAUUAGUAUCCCCGUUGCCUGAGCGUUCUGUUACUCCCACUCCGACAACCUCUCAUCCCCCUUCUGAGCCUGCAUCGACACAACCAACAACUCCGUUGUCUGCUGCCAACCCACAAGCAGCAAUCCAUACCCGCCAAACUUCGCAAACGAAUGCGUCACGGCCAAUAGUCCCUAUCAUCCCAGUUGUUCCCAUUGUGCCAACUAGUCCCGUUGUUCCGAAACAGGGGCAACAAGUCACUAGGAAGCCUAAUGGAUCCGCAAAGCCCAGCGGAUCGAAAGAUACUGAUGAGCCAACGCAGCCUAACGAGAGCAAAAUAGAGAAACAGGAUGCCAGUAUCGUGCCUCCCCCUCGUUUACAGCCAAAGUCCUGGGCCGACCUUGUUCGAACAAAGAAAUCGACCACGGCUCACAAUGUCGUGUCUUCAUCGGGAACCAGCGGAUUGGCGCCAUCGAAAACCGAGUCUCUUGUUGACGUUAUUAACAGUCUAGGCUCCGAUGUAGAUCUCUAUAACAAUAAGAUUACCUUUAUCGAGCCCCGAGGCCUUGUAAAUACAGGGAAUAUGUGUUAUAUGAAUUCCAUUCUGCAAGUUCUCAUCUUCUGCGUCCCGUUUUAUGAUUUCCUUGAUCGGAUCAGUCGUCGUGCUGCGCACAGUUUCAAGAGCGAGCUUCCAUUCCUUGAUGCAAUGAUUAUGUUUAUGAGAGAAUUUAGAGUAAUCGAUUCGGCGACCUCGGUUGAGCAGUUGAGACUACGCCUGAAGCAAAACGAACUUGAGCAAUACGGGGCAUCAUUUAUUCCAGAAUAUGUUUAUCAGGUCAUCAGGCAUCUUCCUCGUUUUAGAGACAUGCGACGAGGUCACCAGCAAGACGCUCAAGAGUUUCUCGGUUUCCUAUUUGAGGAACUUCACGAAGAAUGUUUGCAUGCAAUGAAAAGUUCUGCUACAACAUCGGAAACGGCUAGCGUUAAUGAUGUCGACGCUACUUCCAUGACAGAUGACUCCACUACAGAGGGAUGGCUGGAGGUUGGGCAUAAGCAAAAGCCCGCUGUGACACGGUCGGCCGGACACAUCGCUGCAGAAUCUCCUAUCACAAAGAUAUUCGGUGGGAAGAUUAGAUCCGAGUUUAGGGUGCCUGGAAAUAAAAAUUCGGUUACCCUAGAACCCUACCAGUCGCUUCAACUUGACAUCGGUUCUCCUCAAGUUAACAAUAUCAUCGAUGCAUUGAAAGGGCUCACCAGACCAGAAACUAUGCAUGGAGACUUCAGCUCAUCACGCGGUACCAAAGCCACUGCCACCAAACAGGUGUUUAUCGAGAGUCUUCCACCGGUUUUGAUUCUUCACUUGAAGCGUUUUCAAUAUGACAAUGUAACGAAGGGCACCCAGAAAAUUUGGAAGAAAGUUGGAUACCCCUUGGAACUUGAAAUUCCGAAAGAAGUUUUCCCCCCACACCGACGGAAUAUACUCGCUGCCCAGGGUGGAGGUCUUCCCAAGUAUCGACUUACUGGUGUUAUUUACCACCAUGGCAAAAAUGCAAGUGGGGGCCAUUAUACGGUCGAAAUCCGCCGUCAAGAUGGACGCGAAUGGGUCCGUAUUGACGAUACUGUCAUCCGCCGUGUCCGAAGCGAGGAUGUUGCGUUUGGAGGAAAUGACGAAGACCCAAAGGCCUUGGCGGCUGCUCUUGAACAGCACAAGUCUAUGGAGGACGGACAGUCGAACAUCUUCCGCCAUUUCGAUCAAGACGAUGACCAGGACAACGAUCGUGGAUGGAACCACGUCAACGGCUCAGGCUCAGGCCAUGCAAGCAAAAAAUCAGUCAGCACUCUAGCCAAUGGAACGGGCACGCAGAACACCGCAUCUGGCGACGCCUCUGGGAAGGGAACCCCUAGCAGCCGGUUGGCAGCUCGGGAGAACAAGGUCGCAUAUCUCCUCUUUUACCAACAAAUUUAA
Messenger RNA from Uncinocarpus reesii 1704, 2661 nucleotides. RefSeq lists its product as uncharacterized. Gene Ontology annotation, biological process: protein deubiquitination. The transcript has 5 exons. The record is from RefSeq and is a predicted model, not a curated record. Gene Ontology annotation, molecular function: cysteine-type deubiquitinase activity; cysteine-type endopeptidase activity. The coding region runs from base 1 to 2661 and encodes 886 amino acids. Lineage: Eukaryota; Fungi; Ascomycota; Eurotiomycetes; Onygenales; Onygenaceae. Gene Ontology annotation, cellular component: cytosol; nucleus.